Molecule: messenger RNA, 1135 nt
Organism: Lathyrus oleraceus (garden pea)
Lineage: Eukaryota; Viridiplantae; Streptophyta; Magnoliopsida; Fabales; Fabaceae
Product: UBP1-associated protein 2C
Exons: 6
Coding region: 158-1021 (287 amino acids)
Cellular component (GO): nucleus
Molecular function (GO): RNA binding
Source: RefSeq, a predicted model, not a curated record
GGCCUUCCUAUUGUGUGAGGAAGAAAAGCCCAAUUAUAAUUCUAAUACAUUGGGUUGAGUGAAUUUAGAGUCAAAUAGUGAUUUGUUAAGAGAAAGAGGUGAGACUCGAAAAGACCAAGAUUACGAAAAGAACUAGUAAAGAAGAGCAAGAAAAGAGAUGGAAAACUUGAACCAUGGCGAAUCUUCUUCCAAUGGAGGCAUUCGAAGUCGCUUCGAACUUCUUUCCAAACCACAACUCGUUGAUCUUCUCUGCAAUCUAGCCUCCCGACAUCCUUCCAUCGCACAAGAAAUCGAAACUCUUACAAAUGUUCAUUCCCAUCGAACGCUUUUCGUUUCCGGCUUGUCCUCCCAAACAAAUUCACAAACUUUAAGUCGUGCAUUUGAAGAGUAUGGAGAAAUUGAGAGAGCUACUGUGAUUCGUGAUAAAGUCACAAAAAUAUCCAAGAACUAUGGAUUUGUCACUUACAGAGAUGUUAAAUCAGUUCAUGAUGCACUGAGAGAACCUAGGAAAUAUAUUGAUGGGUCAGUGGCUAGAUGUGAUGUAGCUAAUGAGCGCCAAGGGAAAACUAGUGGUCCUGAUUUUCCCCUCACCAGGAAGAUUUAUAUUGGAGAUUUAGCAGCAGGAGUAACAAGCGAAAAUCUGCGCAGCGAUUUUCAGAUGCAUGGUGAAAUAGAAGAAGCAGUUGCAAUGACAAAUGAUAGAUAUGGAUUCGUUACAUUCGCGACAGCAGAGGCUGCAAAGAAGGCUAUAGAUCACAACAGUCUUCAUCCAACAUUUGCUGAAGGGAGAAAAAGGAUUGUGAAAUAUGCUAAUCCCCGGAGGGGUCCACGAGCUUUACGAGGGAAUUCAAGUCCAGAAUAUGAGCAGGCUGAGGCUGAAGAUGAUUAUGUUGAUUAUCAUUCUCCAGUACCAUAUGGUCCACCUCCUUAUGAAAUAUAUGGUGUUUCCUAUCCUCGUCUUUCUGCAGUGACAGAUGAAUUCGGGACCCGUUAUUACUAUGACUGUUCCUAUCCCUACUAAGCAUUGUGUUGAUAUUGGGAAUUCUUUCUUUGGUCUCUUGUGCUAGUUCUUGUGAUUAUCACCUAGUUCUUUCUUUCAUCAAUUCGUGUAACACCAAUGCAUAUAACUCUAUAC